AUGGUACAAGGUCAAGAAAAAUUCAAAGCGUCAAAUACAAGCUCCAGAAAAUCUAAUAAAAAAACUAAUGUGAUAGCACCAAAACGACAAUCAGCAAUCAAACAAAAAGCUAUACAAAAAAAAUUGACUUCGGCUAUAAAUAGAAAUAUCGAGCAAGUUAUAGCAUCAAGAGCAGAAUCUGUUGGUGGACAAAAAUUUAAUUUAAUCAAGGAGGAGGCCAAGAAGGAUAAAAAAUCAAAGGUUUC
This is a messenger RNA of Racocetra persica, 245 nucleotides long. NCBI's taxonomy places the organism in Eukaryota, Fungi, Glomeromycota, Glomeromycetes, Diversisporales, Gigasporaceae. The record is from the annotation of a GenBank genome assembly.